CAGUGGAUGGUCCUCACGGUGCGCUCGCAACUCGUCUCAGUGGAGGAAGGAGACCUGAGAAUCUCUCUUUCACUUCCCCCAAAGCCAGUAUUUCCCCUUUUAGGCAAUCAUCUUUCCACCAUCCACCUGCCGGUAAUCAAAAUGCCUGGAUGAAUGUGCUGGUUGCAGUCAUAGGAUAGAUGAGAGAAGAAGACUUUUCCAUGUAUGAUCUUCUGCUAUCUGCGGACAACCGAGAAUCCCUGCGCUCAUAGAUGCUUCCUGAUUGCAGAGUAGGUGUAAGACCAGCAGUAUUCAUGGUCACCCUCGCAGUACUUCGAUGAGGAAACUUACUCCCCUUCACCCAGGAACAUGAAGGGUCUCUCUGGUGGCCGCCCUGCCCAUCUCCAGCUAAUAUCACCCACCUCUCCUUACACCUGUGGCUUGGUCGAUUGUGACCACUCUCUGGAUCACCAUCUUCACCAUGGUGACCCUCGGUCACCUACUUACCUCCUCAGCCCCACUGACAGCUGUGCCCUUGAGAGUCAUCACCGCUGCUCCCCACGGAGUUCCAUCCACUCUGAGUGCAUGAUGAUGCCAGUCUCACUAUCAGCCACCGACCACUCUAUAUCCAGUAGCACUUUCCCUCGCAUGCAUUAUGGCAGCGCUUUCGAAGAUGGAGGUGGGAACAGUUCUGGUGGUAGGGAUUCUCGAGACGACGGUGGCUCCUCCUCACACGGCGGCAGUGGCAAAAUGAACCGGAUCCCUGCAAAUCUUUUGGAUCAGUUUGAAAAGCAGAUGCCACUGCACCGAGAUGGCUUCCAUACAUUGCAGUACCAACGCACCUCCACCACAACUACAACUACAGAGCACCGCAAUGAAAGCCCCGGCCGAAUUCGCCACUUAGUUCACUCAGUACAGAAACUCUUCACAAAGUCGCACUCCCUGGAAGGAUCCUCCAAGAUGAACGGUACCAAAAAUGACUCUCACAGGGACGGAUCACAUCACCACCAUCACCACCACCAAGGCCACCACAAACACAGCAAACGCAGCAAGAGCAAAGACCGCAAAUCUGAUGGCGGAGGAAAGCAGCGCCAUGGUGGAUGGUGGAGCUCGGAUGACAAUCUUGAUAGUGACAGCACGUACAGGACACCGAGCGUCAUGUCGCGGCAUCCAGUGGACCACAUCACUCACUGUUACCCAGACUCAAUGCACAGCCACCUGGCUGGGGACCUGUCAUUAAAGACCUCCAAGAGCAACAACGACGUCAAGUGCUCUGCCUGUGAGAGCAUCAACAUGGCACCUGAGGGCAAGUUCAUGAAAAGGAGCUCCUGGUCAACAUUAACCGUCAGUCAAGCCAAGGAAGCUUACAGGAAGUCUUCACUCAACCUGGAGAAACCCAUGACCCCCACUGACCUCAAACCAAGCUUGAGACCAUGUCACUAUCUACAGGUACCCCAGGAUGAGUGGGCAGGUUAUCCUGGUGGUGGAAAGGAUGAUGAGAUCCCUUGUCGUCGAAUGCGGAGUAGCAGCUAUGUGAAAGCCAUGGGCGAUGAGGAGAGCGGGGAGUCAGACUCCAGUCCAAAGACAUCACCUCAGAAGUCGGUACGACCAGAUGCCCUGAUCAAGGCCAUCAUCAGACCCAAGGAGUUGCUGGACUCUCAAAGUUCUUACCGCCUGGAUAAAAUCAACAGUGACAUGCAUAACUACAUCACCAAUUUUGCUGCAGACUUAAGUCAGAACUACCACUUGCAGGCUACCAGGGAAAUACACCCUAGCCUUACCUUGGAUCCCUCUAUCAACUACAACUCGCCCAAGUUUCGUUCCCGGAACCAGAGCUAUAUGCGGGCUGUCAGCACGCUUAGUCAAGCUAGCUGUGUCAGUCAAGUGAGCCAGGUUAGUGAAACGGAAGUAAAUGGCCAGUUCGAAUCUGUGUGUGAGUCGGUGUUCAGUGAGGUAGAAUCCCAAGCUAUGGAGGCACUGGACCUCCCUGGAUGUUUCAGAACCAGGAGUCACAGUUACCUGAGAGCCAUCCAGGCUGGAUACUCCCAAGAUGAUGACUGCAUCCCCCCCAUGGCAUCCACUGUUACCUCCACUAUCAGGUCAACCACAGCCAUCACCUACACACCGAGCUACAAGAAGAACCCCCCUCCAGUACCGCCCCGCACCACCUCUAAACCACUCAUCUCCAUCACAGCCCAGAGCAGCACUGAGUCUACCCAGGAUGCGUACCACGAGGGACGACACCCUCAUGGCGGCCUAUGGGCCCCCGAUGGCCUCGCUCUUGGGCUGACGCCAGGAAGGGCCCUCUAUAACUCCACCGACAGCCUGGACAGCACCAAGGCCGUGACAAUAGCCAUGGAGGCAGCUGGAAUCAUGGCAGGAAAAAGGCAUCCAUCCACAGACUCUCACAGCUCAGUGCUCACCUGUGACAAGGCAAUCCUGGUGUCCAAGGCUGAGGAGUACUUGAAAACCCCACGGUCCUCUAUAGGGAUACAGGUGGAAGCAGCCACGGACUCGGAGUCUGAAAGCAAAGGCUCACGGGAGUACCACUCUGUCGGGAUCCAGGUGGAGGAUAACAAAAAAGGACAGGGAAGGUUCAAACGCUCUAACAGUGUGACGGCAGCAGUUCAAGCUGACCUGGAGUUGGAGGGCUUUCCCACCAUGGAAGACAAAGGUCUGCAGUUUGGUGGGGGAUUUCAGCGUCAUUCAGAGCCCAGUACGCCUACGCAAUAUGGAGCGGUGCGCACUGUCCGUACGCAAGGCCUCUUUAGCUACCGUGACGAUUACCGCACCACCACUGAACCGUCCAGUCCACGCGAGACGACCAGCGAGACAAGCUGGCAGCUAGAGCCCCCAUCCUCACGGGAGAGUGCAGCCUCAGCAGGUGAGUCAGGAAGGGUGUCUCCGUCCCUCCGGAGAGAUGGAAGCUGGUUCAUGCAGCUGCUCCACACGGAGACCAAGAGGAUGGAAGCCUGGUGUAAAGAGAUGGAGGCAGAAGCUGAGGAGAAUGACCUCUCAGAGGAACUUUUAGGUAAAAUUCGAAGUGCAGUGGGAAGUGCUCAGCUGCUCAUGUCUCAGAAAUUCCAACAAUUUUACUGGCUGUGUCAGCAAAAUCUGGACCCUAGCGCCAUGCCGCGACCCACCUCUCAGGACCUGGCUGGGUUCUGGGACCUGCUGCAGCUCUCCAUUGACGACGUCAGCAUGAAGUUUGACCAGCUGCAGCAGAUAAAGAACAACAACUGGCGACCAAUUGACAGCCCAGAAAAGAAGCCACCAGCUCCCAUACCAAAGAAGACAGUAAGACAGAAGAGUGCAAUGACCAGGGAGAAAUCCCUGGACCUCCCUGACAGGCACCGGCAGGAGGCACGCCGGCGGCUCAUGGCAGCCAAACGUGCAGCCUCUUUCCGGCAGAAUUCAGCCUCAGAGAGAGCGGACAGCAUUGAGAUCUAUAUUCCAGAGGCUCAGACUAGACUUUGAGAAAACGUUGGAUCAGGGAUCUGUACCUUUCCCUGCUCCUGUGCUCCAGCAACUCUAAAACUAGCCUUUUUGUCUAGACUGCUUCUCUUUCAAUUCCUCCUUUAUCCAUCUCUGGUCCGAUAGCCAUCCUCAGUGCCCAUCACCAACAUCACUGGACUGAAGGAUGUGCCGAGGCUAUACUUCCAUUGCCAAAAACGUACAUCUGACAUGGGUUGGUUGGAUCUUUGUGUUGGUUUGUUGUGAUCAAGAUCUACCAUCUCUCUCAUGUCUUGGAUGGACACAUCUGUAGUUUUUCAGCAUUUGCAAAGUGCCAUUUUAAAAGGAAGAAAAGUGCAGCUUUGAAAACCUUACCAGCAACUACACCUUGGAGCUAACCAUCAAUGUGUUCAUUUGGAGUUCCAUGAAAUUGGUCAAAGUUUAGAACCAUUCACUAUUUUUUAAUCUCUACAGAUUACCUUUGCUUCUGCAGGAUUUAAAGGAUUGAAUCAACGGCUAAAUAUCACCAAUUUGUUGAGUUUGAAAAAGUGCCAAUGCCUGAAAUACCUCAACUACGUGCACAUGGUACAGGUUACCUAUUCAAGGUGCUUCAGGCAAUUCCUACUAAGCUUUUGAUUGGUUAGAUGUGAAAAAUGCAGCCUUUUGCCAUGUCUAGUCAUGAUAAAAUAUUUAGGUGUGCAUCUUAAUAAAUCUAAAUAUAAUUGAAAAGUUUAUUUAUUUCAGUAAUUCAAAUCAAAAAGUGAAACUCACAACCAAUUAUUUCACACUUAAUUGGUAAUUAUGUCUUGUAUUAAUGAAGUCCAAAAAUCUGUUUAAGAAAUUUUGAAUAUUAUGUAAGGGAAUUUUUUAAAAAAUAUUUAAAUAUAGUGAAAUAUUUGACUGUACCUUUUCCAGUCACAGUUUUCCUUGCACUCAACUUUCCAUCCAUGUUAUUCUGAAAAUUGGAAUAUUGGUAAAAAAAAAAAAAAAAAAAAAAGACUUUUGUGGCUUACCCUCCUUGUGGAGUUUGUACUUAAUCUUUUCUCUUUUUGAUGUGAAUGUCUUGAAAAAAUGUCUCAUUUAAUCAUAUUUUACUUUAUUCAGAUGCACCCAAGUUCAGUGACUUGUACAAAUAACAUCUACUUGCUAUUUAAUGUGCACCUUUCACAGCGGUUUUCUAAAUAUCCAAUGUUCAUGUUGCCAUCUUUCAGACAUUUACUUGAAGCUGUAAACCUGCAAGUCUUGUGCCAACAUUUUCUUUAUGUCAAUGCAGUAGAGAAGAAACAAAAAAACUAUGAAAGUUUAUGUAACUCCUUAGAUUAAAAUGUGUAGACAAAUGCACUUAUGCACUUAAUAUAAUUCUCAAUAUUUUCAAGGGAAAUGUACAUAACCAAGUUCAUAAUAGUACUGUGGUAUUUUUUUAAUUGAGCGGGAAUGUUAUGCUGUUUAUUCCCCCUCCUUAUGUUUGCUUUCGAAAUAUCUGGAUGAUCAGAGGCACAUAGAAUUUUGCUGCUCGGUUUUCAUCAUUUCCCAAACACUUUCAAGUUGCGCCUUCAGUCCACAGCUAAUGAGGACUGAUAAGAAGUAACCAUCAAAACAUAAACAAAAUGCCAAUAUUUCUUUUUGAUUUUCAAAUAUACUGAAAAUCUCCAUGUCUGUGGUAGUGUCCCCAAGCAUUAUCAUAACGAAGUCCCUCUAACGAAAAGAUCAGAAUUAACAAACUGAAACUGGGGCAAAGGAUUUCCCGGGGGAUGCAAAUAUUAAGUCUCAAAAAGUAGAAACUUCACAAGUAUAUUGCUAAAAACUUGCAUAAAAUGGGAGGGUAAUGUUUGAAAUAACUUGAAACAAUGCUCAAACAAACUGUUUCUCCUCCCCACUAUGACAGAAAAUAACUAUUCAUUCCAAAUCAACACAAAACUAGUCAGAAAGAAUAUUGUAUUCUACAACACAAUAAUACAAUACAACAAUAACUACUCGAUUGGGGUAUUCUGUUGCAAAAUGUCUCCAUUUUUGUUUGUUUUGUCGUGGUGAGUCUCAGUAUGUUACAUAUGUUACAGUAUGGUCAAAUUGGCAGUGCAGAUUUUGGUUUGUGUGCAUGUUAACAAUAAUUAAAAAGGUCUAUGUUUUGAACAAGUGAUGAUAAGAUAAAUAACAACCAAUUUUCAAAUAUUUCUGGUGAGUAAUCCUCUUUUAAUGCUAUUAAUAAUUUUAUGUUUUGUUUUAUUCAAACUUCUGUAAAUCAUUGAGAUGGCGUGAUGUGAUCUCUGCUGAUGUAUUAUACUCAUAAUACAUUCCACUCUUCUAAUAUUUCGCUAUGAGAGUUGGCCUUGGACAUUAGUAUCCAAAGUUUAUGGACAAGAAUUGAAUACAAGUUAAAAUUAGUCUCUGAAUGGAUAUUUUCUCAAUUACUUAGAGAUUCCAAGAUAAGACUAUUCUCCCUCUGAAUACAGAAAUUAAUUUUGUUCUCCUGACACUGAUCAUUAAAUGCUAUGAUUGGGAAUCUGAGGCAAUAUUUUGAGUUGGAUCAAAAUUUUGGCUAGGUUUUCAGCCAAUAGUUUUUCAGACUGAAAUAUUAACGACAUUUUUCAAACCUUGCGACGGACUGGCAACCUGUCCAGGGUGAACCCCGUCUCUCGCCAGAAGUUAACUGGAGAUAGGCACCAGCACCUCCUGACCCCACAAGGGUGUAAGAAAAUAGAUGGCUGGGGUUGAUGGAUUUUUCAAUCCUCCCUCAUUUAAGUCAAUUCUUUUAUCAGAAAAUGUGAAAUUGUUCAUUUCAAGAAGUUCAUUUCAAGAAGUUUAACAGCAUCUCAUUGCUGUCUUAGCAGCAGUGAGAUACUGCUAAGGCCAAACUUUGGAUAUGACUUUUGUUGAACUUUAUUGUGCCAUGUAUAUUUAUAUAACACAACUGAUGAGUAAAGUCACAAAUUUUCCAAGAGUAUUUUCGUGGCUUAGGCAGAUCUAAAGUGUUUUUUUUAACCUAACAUAGAUGCAGUUCAGGUUAUAGGGCGUGCCAAGCUGACCUCCAACUGCAUGAUACAGCCCUCGCGCUCAUUUGUACUCAGAACAUUCAUGAUCUCAUCACAAGUGCACACAUUUUAAUUUCACCUGUGCUGAUACACAUAAAUCUGUGAACUUUUAAUUGUAUGAUGUUAGCUCUUUGGGAAGUCUGAGCAGUUCCUUACUGUGUGUUUGCUUUGCUUCACCUUAUUAUAGCGUGAGUUCAAUAGCACUUAAAGAUAUUUAAGUAUAACUAAACUAAGUUUCAGUGUAAACGUUGCCAUGAUAUUGGGUGACAUAUAUACCAUAUAAUGUGUGACAUUCACUAUUAUAACAAAACUAACAGAAAGUUUUAGCCUGGUAGAAUUUAGUUUAAAAUAUAAACAAAAUAAAAAGUGGUUGAAAUAUGAUAGGAUAUUUCUACACAUAAUAUAUGCACAAACAUGUAAAAAUAUAAUCUAAAACAGAGUAAAGACCAUUGAUACAAC
Molecule: messenger RNA, 6920 nt
Organism: Poeciliopsis prolifica (blackstripe livebearer)
Lineage: Eukaryota; Metazoa; Chordata; Actinopteri; Cyprinodontiformes; Poeciliidae
Gene: dlgap2a
Product: discs, large (Drosophila) homolog-associated protein 2a
Biological process (GO): signaling
Cellular component (GO): glutamatergic synapse; postsynaptic specialization
Molecular function (GO): molecular adaptor activity
Source: RefSeq, a predicted model, not a curated record